CUUGGUGUUUGAUCGAUUCUAUAUCCCUUUGAACGAAAGAAACCAGAUACAUUCUUGUCGUAAGAUUGGGAACCAUUUCCUUUUUUUUUCUUUGAGGAAAUUAGGCAUUCGAUGGAAGGAGGGGUAGAUCCAAGAAACUGGGCAGAUCUAUUCCCUGAUGCACUGGGGUUAAUCUUUAGCAACCUAUCUCUUCAAGAAACACUCACAAUUGUCCCAAGAGUCUGCAAAUCAUGGAACCAUGCAGUCUUAGGUCCUUACUGUUGGCAAAACAUCAACAUUCUUGACUGGAGCUAUCGGACGAACCCUGAUCACAUUGACCAUAUGCUUCGGCUCCUGGUUACCAGAAGUGGUGGCGCCCUCCGUGAGAUCACCGUCUCAGGCAUUCUGAAUGACCUCACUUUCUCAUUUCUCGCAGAUCAUGCAAGAUCGCUACAAAUCCUGCAGAUCCCUAGAUGUAACAUUAGUGAUUCGAUUGUGGAACAAGUUUCAACUAAGCUUUCUGCUGUCACAUUCAUGGACUUAAGCUACUGCUGCAAGAUUGGUGCCCGUGCCUUAUCCGCUAUUGGAAAAUCCUGCAAAUCACUGGUAAGGUUUCGGCGAAACAUGCACCCAAUAGACUUAAAAGAGCGGCGGCCACAGGCGGAGGAGGCGGUGGCCAUUGCCGCCACCAUGCCCCAGCUGAAACACCUAGAAAUGGCGUAUAACUGUAUAGACACCAAGAGUGUGGUGGAGAUCAUCGAGAGCUGUAACAAGCUUGAGUUUUUGGACGUGAGAGGGUGUUGGGAUGUGAAACUGGACCAAGAUUGGCUCGAGAAGAGGGCUCUAACCGUUAAGGUGUUGGGCCCGCAUGUAGUCGAUCAGUUUGAGGGCCAUAGUUGCUCGGAUUAUUCGGAUUCAGAUUCGUUCUACGAUUAUGAGAGCUUGGAUGAUGGAUUGUGGGAUGAUGAUGAUGAUGAUGGAGAAGAUAGAGUUGGAGGGAGGUUAGAACUUAGGUUUUAUGAAGAGUUUGGUGAGAGCAAUGGCAAUGGUUGGCUUUGAGUUAUUUUGGAAACUUCUUGUUUCUAAAGACUUGAAAAGCUAUCAACUUUUCUUCAAUGUGAUCUAUUAUGAAUGUCUGUUUGAAGUUUUGUUUGUCUACUCUUGGUUUCUAAUGCGCAUGCUAUAUUGACUUGUAUCUUGUGCAAUAAAAGUUGUAUAUUGUUUUGCUUUCGUUA
Cynara cardunculus var. scolymus (artichoke) is the source of this 1214-nucleotide messenger RNA. Its product is annotated as F-box protein FBW2. NCBI's taxonomy places the organism in Eukaryota, Viridiplantae, Streptophyta, Magnoliopsida, Asterales, Asteraceae. The transcript is spliced from 3 exons. The coding region runs from base 112 to 1038 and encodes 308 amino acids. The record is from RefSeq and is a predicted model, not a curated record. Gene Ontology annotation, molecular function: protein binding.